Messenger RNA from Pocillopora damicornis (cauliflower coral), 3905 nucleotides. Its product is annotated as 7-dehydrocholesterol reductase. Gene Ontology annotation, molecular function: 7-dehydrocholesterol reductase activity. Gene Ontology annotation, biological process: cholesterol biosynthetic process; brassinosteroid biosynthetic process. Lineage: Eukaryota; Metazoa; Cnidaria; Anthozoa; Scleractinia; Pocilloporidae. Gene Ontology annotation, cellular component: endoplasmic reticulum membrane. The record is from RefSeq and is a predicted model, not a curated record.
UAUGUAACGUUACGUAGAUAGACAAAAAGCAUUGUGGCGAAAACAUGAGGUUGAAUGGGAAUAUUUACGGCCGCUCUUAGGGAUAAAAAAAGUCAAAUUAGCUAAAAAUACCUCAACUUACUUCCACAGUGCAUCGCUUGUUGUAUGACAGCUUACUUUAUUGAAACGAGGCCGUUUUAGCGAGUUAUCCAUUCUUAGGUUUCUUACUCUUAAGAGAAGGACAAGGCUGCACACUCCAUUACCGAGAAGCGAAAAAUUCAAGCUCAAAUGACCAGGCGGCCACAAAUCCAGCGCAGAAUCCAAGCACGUGAAUUGAACAGUAGCUUAAUUUCAAUUCACCACCAACUCAUGAUCAGUCCUUAAUCCGGUGGUUUCAACAAAGUGAGCGGUCAGACAACAAUUGAUGUACUGUGGAAGUAAAAAGCAAUGAGAAUUUAAGAGCGGUCGUAAAUAUUCCCAUAAUUUCGCCACGACGCUUCUUACGCAAGAUGAUCAUCUCACAGCUGGAGCUUGGGCCGCCUGCAAUGUACUAAGAAAACUUGUGUGUGUAUGAGAGCUAGAUCCAAAUUAAUUCCACAGUUUCAUCGUAGGAUUCCUGAAACGCUGACAAGUAAGACGCAGUCGGGUGGAAAGCCCUCCUGAAUAAUCCCUAUGUCGUAUUUGGGUCGUAUAAAUGAAUUUGCGCCGGCAGCGAUUGGAAACAUGUGAAACGCAUCAAUUUGAUCGCAUUGUGCAUUCAUAAUGACAUAGUUUUCACACAUGAGUGGCACCCGAAAUGAACAAAACGAGGAUUUUCAUUUUGGUUGUAGGCUCAUCAGCGAUGUAAAUUCAACAAACACAGUGAACCGCGUUGACGGUGUGAAGUUAAAGAACUGAAGUUUAAGAACUUGUGUUUAAGUACUUAUAUGUGUUUCCUUCGGUUGUUCUCAUCCACCGGAGAAGCGACAUACUCAUGGUAUUAACCCAUUGCCUCGCUAACUACUGGAAAUCUAAGGUGUUCCUUGCCCACAGAACUGAAAUCAUUUUAGGUGUAUUCAAUAGUGAUAUCUAUUAAUAUGGUUUAUAUUAAGACCGUUUUUAUAGAGAAAUGUUAUACAUCUUACACUACACAUUUUCGAUUGUUCGUGUAAUUCGUAGAUUUGUGCACCGGUUUUGGAGAAAUAUGUUAUGUAACCGCGGCUUGCGGUCCGCGGUUUGUGUAUGAAUGCUAUUCUCGAGAUGAAGAGUACUGGGAACGAGGUUGAGUGAGUCUCUAAGAGCACCAAAAAAAAAAUUCUUGAAGAUGCCUAAAUCUUUUACACCCCAACAUCAGUAUGCAUGGUCUCCAUACUGUUCCAUACACAUUUUCAAAGGUAUUUACAUAGAGAAUUUUCUUAACAGUCAAGAUAUUUCCUUUUGAAUCUUUUGCUCUUUUUCUUUUACAAAAAUGCAAACAUCAGUUACGUAGCGUCCCAUCUCAGCUCAUCCAUCAAAAACAAAAACAAAAAAGUCUUGCAUACGUAGCAUGCCUAUGUUUUGAUCUUACGAUUAUUUCCUUUAUUCACGUGCAAGGAGAAAUCCUUGCCAGCCAUUCUUAAAAGGAUUAACUUGUUUUGUAUCUUCUUAUUUGUAGCCUUUUUUCAAGAUCUUUUUGCCAUAUCUUUUUUUGUUCUGUUUCAUAUAUUUUCGUAGACAAACUUUCUUACUUGGACAACUCUAUCAUGAAGUCAACCUCUGAAGUUAAAACAGACGAUGGCCACUCGGUUGUAAACGGCUCAGCGCACAAGUACUCUGGGGAAUCUACUACACAGAAUGGCCAUGUAUCUGCCAAACAGAAUAGUCACGUGCCUGACUUGCAGAAUGGUCACGUGCCUGACUUGCGGAAUGGUCACGUGCCUGACUUGCAGAAUGGUCACGUGCCUGACUUGCAGAAUGGUCACGUCGCAGAAACACAGAAUGGUUACGUGGCAGAAACACAAAAUGAUUACGUGGGUCCGUCAGCCUCCGAUUCACAGCAUGACACUGCUCAGCUGCUCGUUAAAAGGAGAAAAGUAGGAAACCGGGUCCAGGAUGCCGAGAGAGUUAGAACCAAAAAUGAAAUUAUCAAUUUGUCCCCAGGCCUACCAGGUUUCAGCGCCAAUAUUAUAGGAUUCCUCAUGUUGCUAUGGCCACCAGUCUGUGUUGCCUUCUUCUGGCACGCCUGUCACGCAUAUCAGUGCUCUCUUGGAGAUUUGGGGGGGCAAGUGCUGCACGAGAUAUCCGCCUGGACCAUCAUCGUCUUCGCGAGACGAAACAUCCCGGAAGUUAGCGCAGGUUCGAUAAUGUUGUACAGCGCGUGGAUGCUUCUGCAAGUGUUUUUGUUCUUGGUACUUCCUGGUCGCAUCAGACGUGGAACAGCUACGCCUGCUGGAAACGUACUGACCUAUAACUGUAAUGGCUUAAGUGCUUGGGUUGUGUCUCACGUUCUGUUCUUUAUCUUGGUGAAAAUGGGCCUGAUACAGGCAACGAUUAUCAGCGACAACUGGGGAGCCUUGAUGGUCAUUUCCAAUGUGUUUGGCUUCAGCUUGGCCCUCUUCUCCUACGUCAAAGCGCAUUAUUUUCCGAGUCAUCCGGAAGAUCGGUGUUUCAGUGGAUCGUGUUUCUACGACUUCUUUAUGGGUAUCGAGCACAACCCCAGGAUUGGUGCUUUUGAUUUCAAGUUGUUUUUCAACGGAAGGCCUGGAAUUGUGGCCUGGACAUUGAUCAACCUGUCAUUCGCUGCCAAGCAGUACAAGGACUUUGGUUACGUUAGUAACACAAUGAUUCUCGUCAACCUAUUGCACGCUACUUAUGUUGUUGACUUCUUCCUCAACGAAUCCUGGUAUCUGCGCACUAUCGACAUCGCCCACGACCACUUUGGCUUCUACUUGGCCUGGGGAGACACAGUCUGGCUUCCCUUCAUGUAUACUCUACAAAGUGUUUACCUGGCCCGAAAUCCAGUGAACCUGCCCUGGUGGGGAUGUGCAGCCACCCUCUUAAUGGGUUUGACGGGUUACUUGAUCUUCCGAUCUGUCAAUCACCAAAAAGAUUACUUCCGGGUGGAGAUGAAGACGAAUGGUAAAUGUACUAUCUGGGGCAAACCUGCUCGGUACAUUUUAGCACCUUAUGCCACCACCGACUCCAAGCAACAAGUCUCUUUCCUUCUGGCUUCUGGUUGGUGGGGACUCUCCCGCCAUUUCAAUUACGUCGGCGACUUGCUAAACGCGUUGUCGUACUGCUUAGCGUGUGGGUUUGGUCACGUGUUGCCGUAUUUCUAUAUUGUUUUCAUGUUGUGCCUUCUGAUUCACCGUUCGUACCGUGACGACGUAAGAUGCAGGCAGAAGUAUGGCGUGCACUGGGAGAAGUACUGUGAAAUAGUACCCUACAGGAUCAUUCCGUACGUGUUCUGAAAAAAGUUGAAAAUGCCAGUAUCUGCACCUAUAUGUUUGCUUUUUUCGCAGAAAAACAAAUUUGCCAUCAAACGACAUGAUACAAAUUUGCCACUAAUGAACAACAGGGGAGCAUAGGGUCAAGCAGUCUUGUGGUCGGUAGAUGUGGACAUAACUUCAUGAACACGUCUGUUACUUAUUUAUCUUGGUGUUGGGAAUUUAAAAUUGAUAUUUAUCACAAGUUCAUUAUAUUCGGUGAAAUAAUCAGUCACCGCGAGAAAAUAAUUUUUCUAUACCCGUAUUAUACUUGCUGCUAACUGUUAGCAGUAUUGAUCAUAAAAAUUACAAUUUCCUCGCUUGUGAUUGGUUUAAAAAAAACUCCUGUUUUCCACUAAUACACUUGCCAAGUUGUUAUCGGACAGUUUGUCAUCAGAAAGUUCAAUAAGCCAAUCACAUUCAAAGUUGUAGUUUAAGUCAACCAAUCAUAUUCAAAGUUGUUAUUAAAAGUCAAUUUAAGAG